AUGAUUGAAAAAGACAACGCCGAGAAUGACCCGACUGGAAUUCUAUCAUCAGACUCAUCCGCAGUAAUUCUGCUGAAGGAUGACCCGCCCAAUGGCGGGCUGAGGGCAUGGCUCCAAGUACUCGGAGCUUUCUUCAUGUACUUUAACACUUGGGGUAUUGUUUCGAGUUAUGGGAGCUACCAAGAGUACUAUGAAGAGUCAAUCCUCAGCACGAGCACCUCCUUCCAGGUCUCUGCGAUCGGCGCGAUCCAAAGUUUCUUCAUGGUGUUCCUAGGAUUUCUCGCCGGCCCUAUCUUCGAUAAGGGGUAUUUCAAACCUCUUGUCAGGGGCGGAACGCUCCUCGUGCUGCUGGGGACCGUUACACAGGGCUUUUCGACCCGAUACUGGCAGUUGCUGCUGUCGCAGGGCGUCUGCGUUGGUGUGGGAAUGGGAUGCCUGGCUGUUCCGAGCAUAGCUGUCCCGUCCGCGUGGUUCACGACCAAGAUGCCUCUGGCAAAUGGCAUUAUAGUUUCAGCGAGCGGAUUUGGUGGGGUUGUGUAUCCAAUCAUGAUCAAGUACUUGAUCCCGCUCGUCGGCUUCAGGUAUGCAAGUCUGAGCGUGGCGUUGGUGGUAUUUGUCACAUUGGGAAUAUCCAAUGUGGUCAUGAGCCAGCCCGAGUCCUCGCGACCAAAGAGGGCCUUUUUCGAUCGAACAGUUUUGACGGACGUGCCAUAUCUUCUCUUCGUCCUCGGCUGCGUGCUCACGUUCCUGGGCCUGUACACAACCUUCUUCUACGUUGCCGAUUUCGCAGUCGAGACGAACGUCAUUAAAGAAGGCGUGGCAACAUAUCUGGUCACGGUCUUGAAUGCUGCGUCCAUCCUCGGACGCAUCCUGCCUAACAUCCCACAGAUCACGCAAGGACUGGGGCCAUUCAACAUGAUGAUUAUCUCGGUGUCGUCUCUGGCCCUCCUCGUGUUGUGCCUCAACGCCGACGCUGGCCUCGCGGGUCUCAUGACGAUAGUCAGCUUCUAUGGGUUUUUCACAGGUUCCUAUUUCUCUCUACAGCCCACAAUCUUCUGGCGACUCACGGCAGAUAUGAACCGUCAUGGGACCCGGAUGGGCAUGGCAUCGACGUGCAUGAGUUUUGGGCUUCUGAUUGGGGCGCCAGCUUCUGGGGCGCUGUUGAGAACGUUUGGGUUCCAGGCCAGCUGGGCUUGGAGCGGGGUGACGCUGUUCUUGGGUUCCAUGGCCAUACUUGGCAGUCGAGGGCUGACAGGAGGCUGGUGCCCGUUCAAGAGCGUCUGA
This is a messenger RNA of Cryphonectria parasitica EP155, 1284 nucleotides long. Its product is annotated as MFS general substrate transporter. Gene Ontology annotation, molecular function: transmembrane transporter activity. Gene Ontology annotation, biological process: transmembrane transport. The record is from RefSeq and is a predicted model, not a curated record. NCBI's taxonomy places the organism in Eukaryota, Fungi, Ascomycota, Sordariomycetes, Diaporthales, Cryphonectriaceae. Bases 1 to 1284 code for a protein of 427 amino acids. The transcript has 3 exons. Gene Ontology annotation, cellular component: fungal-type vacuole membrane.